UUGUUUGUUUUAACAAAGAGAGAAGGAAAAUUUCAGAAUUCAGAUCAGAUCUCCGUUCUCAGUCCAGAGGAGAGGAGAGGAGAGGAGAUAAAAAAGUGGGUUUAGCAGCUGACUGUUGAGUUGUGCGGUGAGUCGGAAUCGGAGUCGGAGCUGGAGCUCAACCGGUAAGAAAGAAAGAUGAGAGAGAUCAUCAGCAUCCACAUCGGACAGGCCGGCAUUCAGGUGGGCAACUCCUGCUGGGAGCUCUACUGCCUCGAGCAUGGCAUUCACCCCGACGGCAUCAUGCCCAGCGACACUUCCGUCGGUGUGGCGCACGACGCCUUCAACACCUUCUUCAGCGAGACUGGCUCCGGAAAGCAUGUCCCCAGAGCUAUUUUUGUGGAUCUCGAACCCACCGUCAUCGACGAAAUCCGGACCGGCAACUACCGCCAGCUCUUCCACCCCGAACAGCUCAUAUCCGGAAAGGAAGACGCUGCCAACAAUUUCGCCAGAGGUCACUACACCGUGGGGAAAGAGAUUGUUGAUCUGUGCCUCGACAGAGUGAGGAAGCUGGCCGACAACUGCACUGGAUUGCAAGGGUUUUUGGUGUUCAAUGCCGUCGGUGGCGGCACUGGAUCUGGAUUGGGAUCUCUGCUCCUGGAGCGCCUGUCGGUGGACUAUGGAAAGAAGUCCAAGCUUGGUUUCACCAUCUAUCCUUCACCGCAGGUGUCUACUGCAGUUGUAGAGCCUUACAACAGUGUCCUCUCUACCCAUUCGCUUCUCGAACACACCGAUGUGGCUGUGCUCUUGGACAAUGAAGCCAUUUACGACAUUUGCCGCAGGUCACUGGACAUCGAAAGGCCUACAUACACCAAUUUGAACCGCUUGAUCUCGCAGAUCAUAUCCUCCUUGACUACUUCUCUGCGCUUUGAUGGUGCCAUCAAUGUUGAUAUCACUGAAUUCCAGACCAACCUUGUGCCGUAUCCCCGCAUUCAUUUCAUGCUUUCAUCCUAUGCACCUGUGAUAUCAGCUGAAAAAGCAUACCACGAGCAGUUGUCCGUCCCAGAGAUCACUAAUGCAGUGUUUGAGCCGUCUAGCAUGAUGGCCAAGUGCGAUCCGAGGCAUGGGAAAUACAUGGCUUGCUGUUUGAUGUACCGAGGAGAUGUCGUCCCCAAGGAUGUCAAUGCUGCCGUUGCUACCAUCAAGACCAAGCGGACUGUCCAGUUUGUUGACUGGUGCCCCACUGGAUUCAAGUGCGGAAUCAACUAUCAGCCGCCGGCUGUGGUGCCUGGAGGCGACCUUGCCAAAGUGCAGCGAGCUGUGUGCAUGAUAAGCAACAACACAGCUGUUGCGGAGGUGUUCUCAAGGAUCGACCACAAAUUUGAUCUCAUGUAUUCCAAGAGAGCCUUUGUGCACUGGUACGUGGGGGAGGGAAUGGAGGAAGGGGAGUUCAGUGAGGCCAGGGAGGACCUGGCUGCGCUUGAGAAGGACUACGAAGAAGUGGGUAUGGAGGGUGUGGAUGAUGAAGAGGAUGGCGGGGAAGACUUCUGAGUCCACCCUCCCUCCCUCCCGCCGGCUGGCUGUGGCUGAAUUUAAACCAACUUACCUCUCGCGGUGGCUGAUGCGUAUGCAAUUAUGCCAUCAUGUUAUGUGUACUACUCUAGUAUUUGUUAUGAUGGCUCAUGUCGUGUGUAUUUGGGAUAUGUUUUGGCUUUUGGUUGAGGACAUAAAUUGUUUUGCUGUUGUAUGUAUGUAUGUAUGUUUAAGUGCGUGUGUGCGUGCUACUGCUGCAUUUCUGCUACUUGGUGUGACAUUUAUUAGUGCUACUGCUUGCUUGCUA
Andrographis paniculata is the source of this 1819-nucleotide messenger RNA. RefSeq names its product tubulin alpha-3 chain. Gene Ontology annotation, cellular component: cytoplasm; microtubule. Lineage: Eukaryota; Viridiplantae; Streptophyta; Magnoliopsida; Lamiales; Acanthaceae. The record is from RefSeq and is a predicted model, not a curated record. Bases 178 to 1530 code for a protein of 450 amino acids. Gene Ontology annotation, biological process: microtubule cytoskeleton organization; mitotic cell cycle. The transcript is spliced from 5 exons. Gene Ontology annotation, molecular function: GTP binding; structural constituent of cytoskeleton.